AAUCUAACAUUUCUUGAAAUGAGAGUCCAUGAAACCUUGAGUGACGACGGAGCACCGAAUAAUACCAACCCAGACACACAAAGUCGCUCCCAGUCCUCACUGAUAUAAGCUGUGCCUCGAAGCCGAAGCAAUUAGCCUAUUAACGUUCACCGGCGCGUGGCUACACUCUUCUCCACCGAUACCGGAGACGAGAGAGAGAGAGACCUUCGUCCUUCUCCAUCACCUCCAAUGGCUACAAAAUCGAUCACGAGUCCUGUCCCCGAUGCAUGGUAUCCAACCCUAGCCGUCUCGAUGCUUGCGAUCGGCCUCUUGGUCACUGCUUCCUUCUUCGUGUAUGAAGCAACUUCAUCUAGGCGGAAUCGGAGUCUUGCCAAGGAGCUUACAACAGGAGCUAUGGCAUCUUUCUUUCUGGGUUUCGGGUCCUUGUUCCUGCUACUAGCUUCUGGUGUUUAUGUUUAGGGUCGUAAUGUGGAAUCAAUGGAGUUUUGCUCUUAAUGUUGAGCUGUUAAUUGUUGACAAACAAGUUUCUGUUGAAAGAGGAUAUGCUUGACAUCGUUAAAUAGAUAUAUUUUUUUGUUUCUUGGUUAA
Manihot esculenta (cassava) is the source of this 588-nucleotide messenger RNA. Its product is annotated as transmembrane protein 258. Gene Ontology annotation, biological process: protein N-linked glycosylation. The transcript is spliced from 4 exons. Gene Ontology annotation, cellular component: membrane-bounded organelle. NCBI's taxonomy places the organism in Eukaryota, Viridiplantae, Streptophyta, Magnoliopsida, Malpighiales, Euphorbiaceae. The record is from RefSeq and is a predicted model, not a curated record. The coding region runs from base 229 to 459 and encodes 76 amino acids.